GUCUCCUGGUUGGGACUCUGGAUGUGGUUCUGGACUCCAGUGCCAGAGUGGCUCCGUACAGGAUCCUGCUGCAGACUGCGGAUUCUCAGAUCUACUGGAACAUCGCCUGUGGUUCAUCCAGGAAGGAGAUCACGGAGCACUGGGAUUGGCUGGAGUCCAACCUGCUGCAGACCAUCUCCAUCUUUGACAACGAUGAAGACGUCACCACCUUUGUCAAAGGAAAGAUCUCUGGCAUUAUCGCAGAGGAGAACCGGCUGAAGCAGGGGGAGGAGCAGGAGGAGGAUUGUGGGAAGUUUCGGGAGGCAGAGCUGAAGAUGAGGAGGCUGUUUGGGAUGCCUGACGAGGAGAAGCUGGUGAAUUAUUACUCCUGCAGCUACUGGAAGGGCCGAGUGCCACGACAGGGCUGGCUCUACCUGUCCGUCAACCACCUGUGCUUCUACUCCUUCCUGCUGGGCAAGGAGGUGACCCUGGUGGUGCAGUGGACGGAGGUGACACAGCUGGAAAAGAACGCCACCCUGGUGUUUCCAGAGAGCGUUCGUGUCAGCACACGUGACACCGAACAUUUCUUCUCUAUGUUCCUUAAUAUUAACGACACCUUCAAGCUCAUGGAGCAGCUUGCCAACAUCGCCAUGCGCCAGCUACUCGACAACGAGGCGUUUGCUGCUGACCGCUCACUGCCCAAACCCUGCAAAACUCUCAAGAACGUCUCCGCACUCAAGAGGGAUUUGGACGCACGGGCAAAGAACGAGCGGUACAGGACGAUGUUCAGGCUGACGCAGGACGAACGUCUGGACGGACACACAGACUGCACACUGUGGACGCCGUUCGCUAAGAUGCAUGUGGUUGGACAGCUGUUCAUCUCCAACAACUACAUCUGUUUUAACAGCAGAGAAGAAGACCUGUGUCAGCUCAUCAUCCCACUCAGAGAGGUGUCCAUUGUGGAGAAGGCAGACAGCAGCAGCGUCCUGCCGUGUCCCGUCUCCAUCAGCACCAAGAACAAGAUGAACUUCCUGUUCGCCAACCUCAAAGACAGAGACUUCCUGGUUCAACGCAUCUCGGACUUCCUGCAGCGAACACCCGACAGCUCGUGGGGUGACACAAGCCCGCUGUCUCUGAUUGCUCACUCAGCAUCCUCCAGCACCCCCUUGUCCUCAUCUGCAGGGUCUGAGUCUGUCCACAGGGGGCGCCAUUACCACCCAGGUCUGCCCACAGCCAGCCAGGGUCUGCUGCAGCUCUACCACCGAGACACUCCUGAGGACCUGGGACCCAAAGCUAUGAAGGAGAAGAUGAAAGAGGAGGCAUGGAACAUCCAUUUCUCCGAGUUUGGUCGAGGUGUCUGCAUGUACCGAACCUCCAGAACAAGAGAACUCGUCCUUAACGGGAUCCCGGAGCGCCUGAGAGGGGAGCUGUGGCUACUGUUCUCUGGAGCACAGAACGAAAUGGCGACCCACCCUGGUUAUUAUGGCGACCUGGUGGAGCAGGCCAUGGGGCUGUGUUCGUUAGCUACAGAGGAGAUCGAACGUGACCUACACCGUUCGAUGCCUGAGCACCGAGCCUUCCAGAACGAGACAGGCAUCGCUGCACUGCGCCGUGUCCUCACUGCUUACGCCCACCGCAACCCCGGAAUCGGAUACUGUCAGGCGAUGAACAUUGUCACCUCCGUCCUGUUGCUCUACUGUCCGGAGGAGGAAGCCUUCUGGCUGUUGGUGGCGUUGUGUGAGCGGAUGCUGCCUGACUACUACAACACCAGAGUCGUAGGUGCUCUGGUGGAUCAGGGGGUGUUUGAGGAGCUGACCCGAGCCUUCCUCCCCCUGCUGUAUGAACACAUGCAGGAGCUGGGAGUCAUCUCAACCAUCAGCCUGUCCUGGUUCCUCACACUCUUCCUGUCUGUAAUGCCCUUUGACAGCGCCGUCUUAUUGGUUGAUUGCUUCUUCUAUGAGGGAAUCAAGGUCAUCUUCCAGGUGGCGCUGGCGGUGCUCCAUGACAACAUGGAUGCCCUGCUGUCCUGCAGUGACGAGGGGGAAGCCAUGACCAUCCUGGGCAGGUACCUGGAUAACGUUGUGAAUAAACAGACGGUGGCUUCACCCAUCCCUCACUUGCACGCCCUGCUGACGAGUGGAGACGAUCCUCCACCUGAGAUCGACAUAUUUGACCUCAUCAAGUCAUCCUACGAGAAGUUCGGCAGCUUGCGCUCUGAUGUCAUCGAGCAGAUGAGGUUCAAGCAGAGGUUAAAGGUCAUCCAGUCGCUUGAGGACACGGCCAAGAGGAGCGUGGUGAGAGCGAUGAUGACGGAGUCCGCCUUCAGUAUCGAGGAGCUGGAGGAGCUGUACUGUCUCUUUAAGUCCAAACACAUGACGAGCUGUUAUUGGGGGUCCAGCAGCUCCGCAGCAGAGCGUCAUGAUCCAAGUCUGCCAUACCUGGAACAGUACCGCAUCGACCCAGCUCAGUUCACCCAGCUGUUCGCCGCACUCGCUCCCUGGAUCUGUGGAGCCCACACUGCCACACUGUCGGCCCGCCUCUUCCGACUCCUGGACCAGAACCAGGAUGGACUGGUCAACUUCAAAGAGUUUAUCACUGGACUCAGUGGGAUGUAUCACGGAGACAUGACAGAGAAACUCAAACUGCUGUACAAGCUCCACCUCCCACCAGCUCUGUGUCCUGAGGAGGCGGAGUCUGCUCUGGAGGCAACACAGUUCUUCACUGAGGAGGUACCGAGAGACACUUCCUUCCUGUCUGAUCUGGACAUUUUGGGGCAGAAGGAAGUGAAAUCAGGUGAGGAGGGGAAUAAUGGAGGCGGAGACGGUGAGGACAAGAAAGAGGAGAAGGUGAAGGACUACAGGUACUAUUUGAGGAUGUGGGCAAAAGAGAAAGAACCCAAGACUGAGACCAUCAAAGACCUUCCCAGGAUGAACCAGGAGCAGUUCAUUGACCUGUGUAAGACUCUCUACAAUAUGUUCAGUGAAGAGUCUCUGGAGCAGCAGCUCUAUCACUCCAUCGCCACUGUAGCAAGUCUGCUUCUGCGGAUCGGAGAGGUUGGCAAGAAGUUUAACAACGGCAGCAAGAAGACAGAUGAUGCUCAGGCCCCGCCCCCCACUCCUCAGAGUGAAGAGGGGCUUAGUGAAGGGACUUCAGGUGAGUCUCAGGUGUGUCGGGCUCUGGCCGAGGCUCAGCUGGAGCCAGCGACGCCGCAGACGUCCGACGAGGAAACCAAAGACGACACUUCAGUGUCGUCUUACUCGGUGGUGAGCUCUGGCUCGCUGCAGUGCGAGGACAUCGCAGACGACACUGUGCUGAUUGGCGGCGGUGAGCAGAGGCGCGGAAGCGUGCUGGAUGUUGAUUGGUCAAUCACCUUCGAGCAGGUGCUGGCGUCAAUGCUGACAGAGCCGCCGCUCGUCGACUACUUCGAGAAGAAGACAGACAUCCAGAGCAAGAUGGCAGCCUGUAAGGCCCAGCGGGCUGUGGAGCGUCAGACAAGCUCCGCCUCUGACCACGAACUCACUCAGCAUUCCGUCUGACUCACCUGUCCACCUAACUCAUUUGAUUCACCUGUCUGACCUCCACCUGUCUCGCCUGACUCACCUCUACUUGUCCACACUAGCCUCUCUCUAACAGGUAGAACAAGUGUACAGUAUGCAGACAGAACUACAGAAGCCCCAAAGUCCCAAAACGUCAUUUUAUUUUUUUAUAUGUUGAACAAACAAACCUUUUGUUUUGUUUUUUAAAAUGUGAGCAGGUAAACGAAAACAACGUUAAAGUUAAUCAAUAUGUAGAUUAAUGUUGUAAGCAUUAAUCAAUAAGUAGAUCAAUGUAAACAAACUUUAUGGACUCCGUUAUAAAGCGACUGAAGUUAUCUAUAAAUAUAGUUGUUUACUUUCUGUACAGUUGACAAACAUUACCUGUUUAUUAAUAAUGAGUAUUACCUGAAGACUUUUAUUUUGACGUCACUGAAGCCUUGUUUGUUUGUUUGUUGGUUUGUUUGUUUGUCUCUCCUGCCUGUUCCUGAUGACAUCAGUCCUGUUUACUUCCUGUUGUUGAAACGAUGAUGUCACAGGUCUGUGUUUAUUCACCAGUCUGCUUUUAAGAUCCAUUUUAUUGAUCAGUUAUUGAUCUGUAUUCUGUUGUCUAAUAAAUACUGAAAGAAA
This is a messenger RNA of Morone saxatilis (striped sea-bass), 4142 nucleotides long. Its product is annotated as TBC1 domain family member 9B. Lineage: Eukaryota; Metazoa; Chordata; Actinopteri; Moronidae. The record is from RefSeq and is a predicted model, not a curated record. Gene Ontology annotation, molecular function: calcium ion binding.